Molecule: messenger RNA, 1092 nt
Organism: Auanema sp. JU1783
Lineage: Eukaryota; Metazoa; Nematoda; Chromadorea; Rhabditida; Rhabditidae
Source: the annotation of a GenBank genome assembly
AUGGCUGUUCCCCCAGAAGUUGUUAAGAAGAUCGAAGAUGGUUACGCCAAGCUUCAGAGCUCUCCAGACUGCCACUCUCUCUUGAAGAAGUACCUCACCAAGGAAGUUGUUGAACAACUCAAGAACAAGAAGACCGCUCUUGGAGCUAAUCUUCUCGAUGUUAUCCAAUCAGGAGUUGCCAACUUGGAUUCCGGAGUCGGAGUUUACGCUCCAGAUGCUGAGGCUUACACCCUCUUCAAGCCACUCUUCGACCCUCUGAUCGAGGAUUACCACAAUGGAUUCGCUCCAAGCCAGAAGCAACCAGCUACUGACCUCGGAGAGGGAAAGACUUCCCAACUCGUUGAUCUUGACCCUGAAGGCAAAUUCAUCAACUCCACUCGCAUUCGCUGUGGACGUUCUCUUGCUGGAUACCCAUUCAACCCCUGCUUGUCCGAGGCUAACUACCUCGAGAUGGAAGGAAAGGUCAAGAAAAUCUUCGAGAACAUCAAGGAUGAUGGACUUCAGGGAACUUACUAUCCCCUCGAUGGAAUGACCAAGGAUGUCCAAAACCAACUCAUCAAGGAUCAUUUCCUCUUCAAGGAGGGAGAUCGUUUCCUCCAAGAGGCCAACGCUUGCCGUUAUUGGCCCAAGGGACGUGGUAUCUUCCACAACAAGGAAAAGACUUUCCUCGUCUGGUGCAAUGAAGAAGAUCACCUCCAAGAUCACCUCCGUAUCAUCUCCAUGCAAGAGGGAGGAAACGUUGGACAAGUUCUUGAGCGUCUUAUCAAGGGAGUCAAGACCAUCGAGGCCCAAGCUCCAUUCAGCCGUGACGACCGUCUCGGAUGGCUCACCUUCUGCCCAUCCAACCUUGGAACCACCGUCCGUGCUUCUGUCCACAUCCGUCUUCCCAAGAUCUCCAAGAAGCCAGAUUUCAAGACCAUCUGCGAUGGACUUAAGCUUCAAAUCCGUGGUAUCCACGGAGAACACUCCGAAUCUGAGGGAGGAGUUUAUGACAUCUCCAACAAGGCUCGUCUUGGACUUACUGAGUUCGAGGCUGUCAAGCAGAUGUAUGAUGGAAUCAAGUACCUUAUUGAGCUUGAGAAGAAGGCUUAA